AUGCCUCCGGAGAAAAGGAAUAAAUUUUUAGACGCAGACGAGAGUGACGACGACGAUAGCCAGGGCUAUAACUCCGAGGCGGAAGAACUACAGAAAGGUGGUCGAAUCGCAAAGCGUCGCAAACUAAGCGACGAUGCAGCCAGUGACGAUGAUAAUGACGAAGUCAGCGCGGGAGAGGAAUCCGAGCAUGAAGAUACCAUAAACAAUGAUAAUCCGCAACGAGAAACUUCAGAUCUAAAAACAGACGAAGACAAGUUAAAAUCCAAGCUAGACGCCCUGCCAGAAUUACCAGAUGUUUCGCGUCCCUUGACCAAAAAGAACCUGGUAGCUACGGAAAAAGCCGUAAAGAAAUCCGGCCUCAUCUAUCUCUCGCGCGUGCCGCCCUUCAUGAAGCCCGCCAAGCUACGAUCGCUACUAGAGCCGUACGGCAAGAUCAACAGGAUAUUCCUCACCCCCGAGGACCCGCAAGAGCGCUCUCGACGAGUCCGACAGGGCGGAAAUAAAAAACACAUGUACACGGACGGCUGGGUAGAAUUCGCGGGAAGAAGAACACACUACUACCGCGACGACAUCUGGAGCCUGCUUUAUCUCAAGGGUUUCAAGUGGCACAACCUCACCGAGCAGAUCAACUCGGAAAUGGCAGAGCGGACAAGCAGGAUGAGGGCGGAAAUCAGCAAGUCGACUAAGGAGAACAAGGAGUUCGUGCGGAACAUCGAGAGAGCCAAGAUGCUGGAAGGCAUGCAGACUAAAGCGGCAGCGAAGCGCAGUAGGGAAGAGAAAGACAAUUCUACAACAGCAAGUAAAUCGGAGGAUAAGAGUAUACGGACGUUCAAGCAAGCUUCUGUGGCGAAGAAGGGGGUAGACCUGGCUCCUGAUGAGGCUAAACGAGUGCUGAGCAAACUUUUUUGA
This is a messenger RNA of Daldinia childiae, 909 nucleotides long. RefSeq names its product Pre-rRNA-processing protein ESF2. Gene Ontology annotation, biological process: endonucleolytic cleavage in ITS1 to separate SSU-rRNA from 5.8S rRNA and LSU-rRNA from tricistronic rRNA transcript (SSU-rRNA, 5.8S rRNA, LSU-rRNA); endonucleolytic cleavage in 5'-ETS of tricistronic rRNA transcript (SSU-rRNA, 5.8S rRNA, LSU-rRNA); small-subunit processome assembly. The record is from RefSeq and is a predicted model, not a curated record. Gene Ontology annotation, molecular function: RNA binding. The transcript is spliced from 2 exons. NCBI's taxonomy places the organism in Eukaryota, Fungi, Ascomycota, Sordariomycetes, Xylariales, Hypoxylaceae. Gene Ontology annotation, cellular component: nucleolus. The coding region runs from base 1 to 909 and encodes 302 amino acids.